Exophiala xenobiotica is the source of this 1210-nucleotide messenger RNA. RefSeq lists its product as uncharacterized. NCBI's taxonomy places the organism in Eukaryota, Fungi, Ascomycota, Eurotiomycetes, Chaetothyriales, Herpotrichiellaceae. The record is from RefSeq and is a predicted model, not a curated record. Gene Ontology annotation, biological process: ubiquitin-dependent protein catabolic process. The transcript has 5 exons. Gene Ontology annotation, cellular component: proteasome core complex, alpha-subunit complex; proteasome core complex. Bases 120 to 959 code for a protein of 279 amino acids.
AGGUAGCAUUUUGCAUACUCUAAAGCUCUACCCUCAGCUUCUUCCAGAUCUUUCCGAACCGUCGCAUAUCCAGAGGACUCUCACUUUGCAAAUUCUUGGAUCGUCAUUACUUCGCCAGAAUGGCGGACAGAUACUCCUUCUCCCUCACAACUUUCUCGCCUAGCGGCAAGCUCGUUCAGAUAGAAUAUGCCCUAAACGCAGUCAAUCAAGGUGUAACAUCGUUAGGGAUAAAAGCAACGAACGGCAUUGUCCUCGCAACAGAAAAGAAGUCCUCGUCUCCCUUGAUCGAUGCUCCUUCACUCUCGAAAAUCUCCCUGAUAACACCCAACAUUGGAAUGGUCUACAGCGGCAUGGGUCCUGACUACAGAGUCCUGGUCGACAAAGCCCGUAAGGUAUCGCAUACCAACUACAAGCGCAUCUACAACGAAUAUCCACCCACGCGGAUAUUGGUCCAGGACGUUGCGCGGGUGAUGCAAGAAGCGACCCAGUCAGGCGGUGUACGACCGUAUGGUGUAAGCUUGCUAAUAGCCGGAUGGGACGAUGGCAUCGAACCGGAGACCACAGAGGCCAAAGAGGGCGAGACGGAAGCAGAGGCCAAGCUGGCAAGCAGAAAAACUGGCGGGAUACUCAAAGGCGGACCCAGUCUGUAUCAAGUCGAUCCUAGCGGAAGUUAUUUUCCCUGGAAAGCAACGGCCAUCGGUAAGAGUGCGACGAGUGCAAAGACGUUCUUGGAGAAGAGAUACAAUGAUUCAUUGGAGCUCGAGGACGCCAUUCACAUUGCAUUAUUGACGCUGAAGGAAACCAUUGAAGGAGAAAUGAACGGAGACACAGUCGAGAUCGGUAUUGUUGGCGAGCCAGCGAACCAUCUACUCGGCUUUGAAGGUGUCGAGGGUGCUGUCGGUCCUCGCUUCCGCAAACUCACGAAGGACGAGAUUGAGGAUUACCUGACGAAUCUGUGAUCGAACCAGCUACGAGGUUUUGUCUCCUGAAGAUUGUAAUCUAGAAGAGGGAGCAUGUGCUUCUAUCUGCAUGGCUAUGGCGCACAAGGGCAGAUGGUCAAUCGGGCACAAAUCAAGCUCGUGUGGGUGGUCCAAGAGAAUAUCAAUCGAAAACGGCUGCUAGUCAGCUAGUCUGCUCACCGCAAUCGAAGGCUUCCUGGCUUCAGAUGUCGUUAUUCGGUCACUGUCUUAUGUCUUAGGUCAGGUCAGCU